UAAAUUCGUUCAAUAAACGCCGAUCCCGAACUUUAUUGAUUUCUUCAUUUCCACAAUACAACACAAGUCUCCGAGCUGAGCUGAGCUUUCGAUAGUUUUUAACUGAUCUCCUAAGUAUUCUUCUUGCUAUCGUUUAGUCACACAAAGGCAUCAUGACUACUUAUUUUGAUUAUCCAAGCGUUGAGCUCCAGCAGGAGUUAAGCAAAAUCGCUAAAGCCAUGGUAGCUGAAGGUAGAGGACUUUUAGCUGCUGAUGAAUCCACUGCAACCAUGGGAAAGCGUCUUCAAGACAUUGGAGUUGAAAACACUGAAGAUAAUCGCCGUGCCUACAGACAGUUGCUUUUCUCUGCUGAUGAGCCUUUGAAUGAUCGUAUUUCUGGUGUGAUAUUGUUCCAUGAAACUUUGUAUCAAAAAAAUGAUGAGGGCGUUCCAUUUGUUGAGAUCUUAAAGAAUCGUUGCAUUAUUCCUGGAAUUAAGGUUGACCAAGGUGUUGUAAACUUGUUUGGUUCUGAGGGAGAAACUACUACUCAAGGAUUGGACAAUUUGGCUCAACGCUGUGCUCAAUACAAGAAAGAUGGUUGCCACUUUGCAAAAUGGCGUUCUGUAUUGAAAAUUGGUAAAAACACCCCAUCUCCCCAAGCUAUAGCGGAAAAUGCAAAUGUAUUGGCUAGAUACGCUUCCAUUUGUCAAGCUAAUCGUAUUGUUCCAAUUGUGGAACCUGAGGUAUUGUGUGAUGGUGAUCAUGAUUUGGACCGUGCUCAAAAAGUCACUGAAACUGUGCUUGCCGCUGUGUACAAGGCUUUGAACGACCACCAUGUGUACUUGGAGGGUACAAUUUUAAAACCUAACAUGGUUACUCCUGGACAGUCUGCCCCUACAAAAGCAACUCCUCAAGAGAUUGCUAAAGCCACAGUAACUACACUUCAACGCACUGUACCACCAGCAGUUCCUGGAAUCAUGUUUUUGUCCGGUGGUCAAACUGAAGAGGAAGCUUCUGUGAACUUAGAUGCUAUUAACAAGUACAAUGGCAUAAAACCAUGGGCUUUGAGCUUCAGUUAUGGUCGUGCUUUGCAAGCUUCCGUAUUGAAAGCAUGGCAAGGAAAGAAAGAAAACAUUAAAACUGCACAAGACGAGCUCCUUAAGAGAGCAUUGGCAAACAAGUUGGCAGCAUUAGGCAAGUAUGAACCAGGCUCUGUACAAUCGGCUGCUGCUUCCCAAGGAUUGUUCGUUAAGGAUCAUGCUUAUUAAUCAAUCUUAAAAAUUAAACUUCGUAAAUUAUGUAAUAAAUACAUUUCGCAAAUUUAAAAUCAGUUACCAAAAUGCAAACAUUUAUUAUUGUAACAGCUUAUAUCCCAUAUGUAUGUUUGUUUUUGUUAUAGAAAUAUUGAAAUAAUAAAAAUCUUAAAAUAUUA
Adelges cooleyi (spruce gall adelgid) is the source of this 1411-nucleotide messenger RNA. It is a transcript of the gene Ald1, whose product is annotated as fructose-bisphosphate aldolase. Gene Ontology annotation, molecular function: fructose-bisphosphate aldolase activity. The record is from RefSeq and is a predicted model, not a curated record. Gene Ontology annotation, biological process: glycolytic process; fructose 1,6-bisphosphate metabolic process. The transcript has 6 exons. Lineage: Eukaryota; Metazoa; Arthropoda; Insecta; Hemiptera; Adelgidae. Gene Ontology annotation, cellular component: cytosol. Bases 153 to 1247 code for a protein of 364 amino acids.